Molecule: messenger RNA, 4423 nt
Organism: Hemicordylus capensis (graceful crag lizard)
Lineage: Eukaryota; Metazoa; Chordata; Lepidosauria; Squamata; Cordylidae
Product: NACHT, LRR and PYD domains-containing protein 1-like
Exons: 14
Coding region: 1-2268 (755 amino acids)
Biological process (GO): regulation of apoptotic process; innate immune response; inflammatory response
Cellular component (GO): canonical inflammasome complex
Source: RefSeq, a predicted model, not a curated record
AUGGAGAAGAGGGUCCGCGACCACCUGCUGGACGUCCUGAGGGACCUGAGGCACGACCAGCUGCAGGCGUUCAAGCGCGAACUGCUUCGGUUCCUCGGCGAAACGGGCCACGAUCGCCCAAUCCUCAUGUGGGAUCUGGAGAAUGCCGAUGCCUUGGCGCUCAGUGAUCUGCUGCUUAGCCGUUUUGGAACAUGGAACAGAGGGACUGUCAAAAGGAACCUCAUAAAAAUCCUAUGGGACUUAGAAGGGGAGGACCUGAAAACAUUCAAAGACAAACUCAGUGAGUUUUCAGUGAAGGAGGGAUUUGAAAACAUCCCCAAAGAGAUCCUGCAGGAAGCCCAUUGGUUUGAAAUCAGUGACAUCCUGCUGAAGUACUAUACAGAGGAUCGCGCUGUGGAGGUGACUGCUGCUGUGCUGGAAGCCAUCAACUGCAAGGACCAGGCACAGAGGCUCCUCACUCUCAGCAAGGCUCUUUUAUACAGGCCACAGAAAAUUUUUUCAUAUCCUUCACCAGCAACAUGGAGCAGACAAAGAGAGAUUGUCAAAAUUAACCUCAUGGACACCCUGAUAGGCUUGGGAGAGGAGGAUCUGAAAAAGUUCAAAGACAGACUCAGUGAGUUCUCCGUGAAGGAGGGAUUUGAAAACAUCCCCAAAGAGAUCCUGCAGAAAUCCCUUUCACUCGAACUCAGUGACAUCCUGCUGAAGUACUACAGACUGGAUGAUGCUGUGGUGGUGACUGCUGCAGUCCUGGAAGCCAUCAACCACAAGGAUCAGGCACACAGGCUCCUCGUUCUCUGCAGGACUGAAGCAGCAACAUCUGAGCUCCGACCAGUUCUUCCAAAGAUUACAUGUGUAGGAAAUGAUUUGGAAGAUGUAUCACUAAGAAGCCAGAUGAGGAAGAAGAAAUCAAGAAGACAGAGGUCCCUGAGGAAGACCCUUCGGACCUUGGACUGUGUGACUGGUUUCCCCCUGAGGAGCGUCUUAAACCAGCCUCGUUUUCAUCUGUACUCCUGUGUGGUGCUCAUACUGGUGAACAACCUUCCCUCCCCAGGGUCAGCUUCUUGCCUUUUGCCACCUGAGAAUCUUGCAGAAGAAAUCAGGCCAGAAAUGGUUUGGGAUUCACAAAGGAGCUUCGAAAUGUACAGGAUACACUGCCCUGAGGCUGGCUCCUUCCGUUGCUACUACAGCAAUCUCAUAUUUGAGGUGAGAGAAGCUGUAACCAUAACAUACUGGAAUGAUUCAUGGAAUCAGCACCUGAAAGGAGAGAAGCCGUCUUGGAUGAUUAUCGCCGGCCCUUUGUUCAACAUCCAAGCGGAGCCAGGAGAGGCUGUGGCCGCCGUUCACCUCCCUCACUUCCUGUGUCUUGCAGACGAAGACCGCUCCCAAGUCCAAAUUGCACAUUUUGUUGAAGAAGGGAUGAGUUUGGAGAAACCAGACAGCGUGGAGCCAACUCAUGUUGUGUUGAAAAACCCAACGUUCUCUCCCCGUGGAGUAAUUUUUAGAGUGCUUUCAUCUUUGAUCAAAAAAAUAAGAGUCCAUGCUGAGGCACUGGUCUACCAGGCACCUGCCACAAGCCUAAAACUCCGCCUAUACCUUCUCCCCAAUGACAGCUCCUUAAGGAAGGCUGUUGAUGAACAUGAAGAGAAAUGUAAAUCAUGGAAAGUAGAGAAGUCCGGUCCAACCAGGCCUUUGACUCUUGGCUCUUGCUUCUGUGUGCAAAGCUCAAGUGAUAUCACAGUCAGGCCCAGGGAGCAGACAUUUGAAUACUUGGAUUCUGACAUGGAUCAACAGUACUUUGAAGUGUAUUCUAAGCACACGCCAGAAGAGUUGGAACUCAUCCUGAUGGAGAAGGACACAAAUGAACAAGUGUGGGAGGCCACUGUGAGACAAGGAGACCUGACAUCUUUCCAUUUGCAUCCAAACAAAGGUGAUAGUAGCUGCAUACAGACUGAUGAGCCAUCUGUUGGUGCUACCUUAGAAAGAAGUGAGUCACAUCCUUUGGCUUCCUCGGAACUACAUUUCAUUGAGCAGCACCGGGAUCAGCUGAUCCAGAGGACCACCGAUGUAGAGGGCACUCUGGAUUUACUGUAUGGAAUCAUUCUGAAUCAAGAGCAUUACGAAAAAAUCACCUCAAAGGGAACAAACCAGGAAAAAAUGCGGGAGCUCUACAAGCUGCUGCCAGGCUGGGAUUGCUCUUGUAAGGAUAAGGUUUAUGAGGCACUGAGACUCAAAAACCCCUUCCUGAUUGCAGACCUCGAAGGGAGAUGAGGCAACAAGGAGCAUGGCCCCUCCAGGACACAGGAAAUCCAACUGCAUACUGUAUGCAGGAGAGUUCGUAAACUCAAAUUACUUGCAGCACUAACUAGGCAACAGCUCAGCCACAAGACAAAAUUUGAUCUCUCUUCUUUUUGGUGGUCCUCUGCCCAGAGAAUACAUAGACUAGAAAUAAGUCUUUGGCCUAACUACAGCCUAGGACCAUAGGGUUCCCUUGGCUGGGUGAGAGGCCCAAUGGAGAUAAGAUAUAUGUUCCCCGCAGGCUUAUAUCUCUCUCCCUCCAGAGGUGUCAUAUACAUGACACGGUGGUGGUCAAAACUGGGCAGAGUGAGGUGGCCAGUUCUGGGAGAGGAAAGCGAACAUAGGAAGCUACCAUUUAUUGAGUCAGACCAUUGGUCCAUCUAACUCAAUAAUGUCUACACAGACUGGCAGCAGCUUCUCCAAGGUUACAGGCAGGAAUCUCUCUCAGCCCUGUCUUGGAGGUGCUGCCAGGGAGGGAACUUGGAACCAGAGUUCCAAGAGCAGCCCCAUCCCCUGAGGGGAAUAUCUUACAGUGCUCACAUGUAGUCUCCCAUUCAAAUGCAACCAGGGUGGACCCUGCUUAGCUAAGAAGACAAGUCCUGCUUGCUACCACAAGACCAGCUCUCCUCUGGUAGAGAACGAACCCCAUCUGCGGCUCAUUUACUGCAUGCCCAUCCAACCCAUAGCAGCCUCCACUGACGGAGUCAUUCUUUUGUCUUGGGGCUAGUUUAGUUUGUGCUCCCUCUAGCUGUCUCCCUACAGUUCUCCCUCAUUCUGCAUAUUUGUACAUAAGGAGAUUUUACUAAGACUGAGUCGGCCUCCAGUACUCUCUCCUCCAAAGAAAACUGGCCCUGAAGGCUGGACCUCAUUUUUUUGCAGGGGUGGGAGGACUGGCAGGUUUUCUGGUAAUGUGCAUUCCUGCUGAUGGACUCAUUGGUUAUCCUGGAUGCCCAUCUCAGGAGCAUCCUAUUAGCUGUGGCAUUAAAUGGCUGGCCUACUGCCUAGAGGCACAAGGUGGACACAAAAUCCAAAAGCCAGUGACCUCCAUCCAAACUAAGAGUUGCCUGCCGAGAAUACUUCUGCAUACAAAGAGGGGUGAUUUUCAGCAAUCCCACCUUCCUUCUGCAACCUCCUGUUCAACAGGACAAUGCAAGGUCUUGUUUCAACCACUGUAAGGUGUCAUGGACUGUCUCGGGCCAGUCCUGGCCCUGAAGGGUUUAAUAAAAGGAUAAUUUUGGACAGAUUUUAGUUCUUUAAAGAUGUUCUCAAAUGUCUCCAACAUGCCCCACUGUUUGUUUGUUUGUUUGUUUGUUUGUUUGUUUGUUUGUUUUUGCAUCCCAUUUGAUUUUUAAGGGCUCAUUCUGUUCCAUCCUGGUUUUGGCUGGGAAUGGGUUAAUAAUGUUUUAUUAAUGCCUGGAUUUCACUCCUGCCCUCUUGUUCACAUGAGUAUUUAACAGGCCUUGUUGUUCCUGGCAAAUAAAUUAUUUAUGAAAUGUCAGUUCUGGACCAUUCCUGGCUGUGAAAGGGAUUGGAAGAAGAAUGAUAUUGUUAUUAUUAUUAUUUAUUAUUAUUAUUAUUAUUAAUUAAUAUUAUUAUUAAUAUUAAUAAUAUUAAAAUAGCCACCCUUGCAAACAAUUCAGGUCUUAGAUGUGACAUAGGAGCUUUUAGUUUUUUAUUUAUUUCCAGAUAGUAUACCUUGCCCCUUCUGCCAACAGAAACCCAAGGUGGUUUAAAAGAAAGUUUUAAAUCCCAUUCAGACAUAACAAUAAAACCAGGGGUGUAACUACCAUUAGGCAAGGGGAGGCAGUCGUCUCGGGGCCCCACUGCCUUGAGGGCCCCCCCAGAGGCACGUCACAUGACUCCCCACCCACCCGUGUUGCACCCCCUAUGAAUUAUGUUGAGUCUCUUGGAAAUCAGCAGUAGCAGAGAGUAAAAAAAACUAGAUUCUAUGUGAAGUUGAUAUUCACUGUAUUCAUAAUGGGGAUGUGAGUGUGAAUGCACUAUAUAUUGUGAAGUGUGUUUCUGUGUGUAUAUCAGCAAGGGGCCCAUUUUAAAAUCUUGUCUAUGGGCACACUCCAACCUUGCUAUGUCCCUGAAUAAAACAAAAUAAAAACCAGUAAAAAGUCAA